Molecule: messenger RNA, 711 nt
Organism: Cydia pomonella (codling moth)
Lineage: Eukaryota; Metazoa; Arthropoda; Insecta; Lepidoptera; Tortricidae
Product: putative lipoyltransferase 2, mitochondrial
Exons: 1
Coding region: 1-711 (236 amino acids)
Biological process (GO): protein lipoylation
Cellular component (GO): mitochondrion
Molecular function (GO): lipoyl(octanoyl) transferase activity
Source: RefSeq, a predicted model, not a curated record
AUGCUGAAAAUCUGGCAGCUGGGUCUCAUGAGCUACGACACGGCCCUGAAGAUUCAGAGGGCAGUCGUACGCAAACAACUCCACUGUGUCACGACCGGACAAGGAACCUGGGACACCCUUCUCCUGCUAGAACACAGACCCGUUUACACUGUCGGGAUCAGAGAUGACACGCCCAAGGAAGAGGUACAGAGACUGAAUGCCUUAGGAGCGGCGUUUAGAAAAACGAACAGAGGUGGACUGAUCACUUUUCAUGGACCAGGCCAGUUAGUGGCAUACCCGAUCAUCAAUUUGAAACGCUUCAAGCUUAAUGUCAAGUGUUAUGUAAACAGUUUGGAAGAGACAGUCAUCAAUAUGUGCUCCGAGUUAGGACUGAAGGGCGAAAGAUCGCCGAACACCGGCGUGUGGAUCGGGGAUAAUAAGGUAGCCGCGAUCGGAGUACAUGCUACCCGGUAUAUCACUUAUCACGGCACGUCAGUUAACUGUGACAAUGACUUGUCCUGGUUCAAGCAUAUCGACCCUUGCGGCAUUAAGGACAAAGGAGUCACUUCCUUGACUGAAGAAACUGGAGAACCUUGGUCAGUAGACAAAAUUACUCCUAUGUUUAUAAGGAACUUUAAUAAGGUAUUCAACUGUGAAAGUGAAGAUUUGGCCGUUUAUGAUCAGAAAGAUAUAUUGAAUAGUGUUUAUAAUAACCUACUUGUGACCGAAUAA